Messenger RNA from Trichoderma reesei QM6a, 387 nucleotides. RefSeq lists its product as uncharacterized. Gene Ontology annotation, molecular function: proton-transporting ATPase activity, rotational mechanism. Gene Ontology annotation, biological process: proton transmembrane transport. The record is from RefSeq and is a predicted model, not a curated record. Gene Ontology annotation, cellular component: fungal-type vacuole membrane; proton-transporting V-type ATPase, V1 domain. The transcript has 4 exons. Lineage: Eukaryota; Fungi; Ascomycota; Sordariomycetes; Hypocreales; Hypocreaceae. Bases 1 to 387 code for a protein of 128 amino acids.
AUGUCUUCUCAGGCAGACUACAAAGACCGGGAGUUUCUCGCCGUCAUCGGCGACGAGGCAACUCCAUUGACACAGGACUCUGUAACGGGCCUCUUGCUGGCAGGCAUCGGCCACAUCACCACCGGCGCCGAGGCAAAGAAGAACUUCCUCGUCGUCGACAACAAGACGGAGACCGCGGCCAUCGAGUCCGCGUUUGACAGCUUCACCGAGAGAAAAGACAUUGGCAUCGUCCUGAUCAACCAGCAUAUUGCCGACCGGAUAAGACACCGAGUUGAUUCCUACACCGCCGCCUUCCCUACCGUCCUCGAAAUCCCAAGCAAAGAUCACCCUUACGACCCCGAGAAGGACAGCGUGCUGAGACGGGUGCGCCGUCUGUUUGGAGAGUGA